Molecule: messenger RNA, 1519 nt
Organism: Melanaphis sacchari
Lineage: Eukaryota; Metazoa; Arthropoda; Insecta; Hemiptera; Aphididae
Exons: 2
Coding region: 187-1398 (403 amino acids)
Source: RefSeq, a predicted model, not a curated record
CGUAAACGUUGGUGGUACGGGCGUUCGUCCGAACUCGCGUUUAUACCGGAACCCGUGUAAUUGUAUAAAUUUAACGUUCUGAAAUGAUCGCGCGACAGUAGUUUAACGGAAUUUACGUCCGCGGCAUCGCACAACGGCUUUAGUUUACAUUCCGGACCUCCGUACCCGGACGGACAACGAAACGCCAUGUCGGAAUUUAUGCCGGUCACCGAAAACCCGUCAGACGUAUACGUCACGACACCAUUGUGUACGGGAGACGAAGGCGUGCGUGCGUUGUUGACGAAAAAUCCGGUCGCGGUGGACGUCGGUACGAGUCACCGGGUCUUGUGCGAACGAGAUCUCGUGUUCGAUCGACAGAAUCGACGUAACUGCGAUGAUGUUGCUACUUUUACGGUCGAAGAUCGAGGCGCCGUUAAAACGAAACUGUCUUUGUCGUACGACGUACGUAUAACGUCGAAACUGUACGAGAAACUAGCGCCACGUUCCAAAAUCGUGUUUCCGCACGCCAACGAACGCGAGUAUUCGUCGAAAAUCAAAUUGCGCGGAUUGCGGUUACCGUCCGAUUUCGAGUUCAUCUAUCGGUUUCAACGUCAGUAUUACGUGUUUAUCGAAAACUUUAUUGGGUACGAUUCGGACACCGACCGUUUGGUUUUCGACGUCGACCCGACGGGGCACGCCGCGUUCGACGGUCUAUCCGAUUUUGAAAUCGUGUUUCGUUUGGAUCGCGCUCACGAUACCGGGCGCGUUUCGAUGACAUCGAAAGUACGACUUUUUCACGAAAAGGUGCACUCGUCUCGUUUGAAAACCGUUCGUUGUUCCGUAGCGCACGAAAACGAAAUGAACGGUUGUUUCGAGUUCAUCGAGACUUUGGACAUUCGCAGAUUUGCGAAAAAGAUUUGCAAUGUUUACGCGUAUUUUAUACGAAUCGGUCGUGACGGAGAAUUUUACACGGUACGCGUGGCUUUUCGUAUGAAAACGUGCGCAGACGGUUCCGAGAGCGACCACUGUGAAAUCGACGUCGAAUGCGAAGACGACGUCCAAUACGGGUUUUUCGAGCGUGUGUGCGAAUGCAUAUUUGCAUAUUUUACAUGGCAGUACGCCGAAUACGACGGACGCGUUGUAGACGUAACGUUUGGCGGAUCCGUAUGGAAAUCGUAUAGGUCGCGUGCACGCGUCGACGUAGGUGUGUUGGAUUGUUUGGAGAACGCGCAAUGCGUUUCGUCGUCUAAUCAAGAGUAUGGUGGUUGCGGUACGGAUCACGAGACCUCUGUCUACGACGAUUUUGUGAAUUUUAUAAUAAUAAAAAAAAUGUAUAAUUACGAUGAUACGAUCAAAAGUUAUAUAGAUACGCAUUUUGAACGUUUGCGUCCGUUUCUUUUGAACGUUGUGAAAAUGUAACGCACACUCUUAUUUAGUUGUAGUUUUAAUUAUCAUUAUAUCUGUUGGUAUGAUAUACACACACGAUUUGUAUAUUUGUAUAAAAUGAAAUAUAUCAUACAAUUGUUUAUCGUAAUUUUAA